This is a messenger RNA of Cuscuta campestris, 849 nucleotides long. NCBI's taxonomy places the organism in Eukaryota, Viridiplantae, Streptophyta, Magnoliopsida, Solanales, Convolvulaceae. The record is from the annotation of a GenBank genome assembly.
AUUCUCUCCACCGUCAACGACGAGGUAUCAGAUCUCAUCAUCUCUUCCACCACAUCCGCUGCAGAUCUUUGGAAAUCGAUUCAUAACCUGUUUCACGAUAACAAAGCGGCAAGAGCCAUGCAAUUGGAGCAACAAUUCUUCAACACCGUCAAAGGAACAUCUACUAUUGCCACGUAUUGUCAGACGCUUCGAAAUAUUGUCGAUUGGCUUGACGAUGUCGAUGCCCCGGUCAUCGAGAAUCAACUUGUCUUGCAAACCCUACGUGGCCUCCCGGAGGAUCUAAGCAAUCAAGCGUCGUUCUUACAGUUUCAAAAACCCCCGCCAACAUUCAUGGAGACCCGAUCAGCCCUCCUUCUUCUCGAGGGACAGCGGCGACCUGCCGCCGGCGAGGGGAGCAUAGCGCUGGCAGCACAGGGCGGAGGAGGCCCUCGCGGCCCUGGCUUCGGUGGUCAUGGCGGACAGCAUCUCGGACUCAGAAGCGGCAGUAAUGGACCGUCCCAGGCGUAUGGCGGACGGGGACAAUCGCACGGAGGCCGCGGUGUACGACCGACUCGCGGUCGAGCCCAUCAAUUUGACACAAUGACCCUUCAGGAACCCACAUGGCUCAUGGACACCGGUGCAGCUCAUCAUAUCGCCUCCGACCCAGGAUCCUCGAACGGGCAACGUGAUUCAUCGCUCCAAUGACAACGGCCCCCUCUACCCCCUGCACCCGCACGUCCCACUUGCUCAAGCACAUGUUGCCUCUGUUGACACCCAGACGUGGCAUCGUCGUCUUGGCCAUCCUAGCCCAGCUGUUUUCCAUGCCAUUCCCCCUUUAUCUGUUUUUAAUAAUAAACAUUUUUACGAAAA